This is a messenger RNA of Cephus cinctus (wheat stem sawfly), 583 nucleotides long. Its product is annotated as cytosolic carboxypeptidase 1-like. The transcript has 4 exons. NCBI's taxonomy places the organism in Eukaryota, Metazoa, Arthropoda, Insecta, Hymenoptera, Cephidae. The record is from RefSeq and is a predicted model, not a curated record. Gene Ontology annotation, biological process: C-terminal protein deglutamylation; protein side chain deglutamylation. Bases 16 to 489 code for a protein of 157 amino acids.
UUAAGCUGACGGACGAUGUCCGCAAAGCCAUUGAUGAUCGUAAGUAAUCGAUACGGUCUUACCAAUGAGGAUCUUAAUAGGCGGUGGAGUAAUCCUAAUCAAGUUCUUCAUCCUGUAAUAUAUCACACGAAAGGAUUAAUGGAAUAUUGUACUAGAGUGUUGCAAAGGCCACCUCAUGUGUUUGUAGACUAUCAUGGACAUUCACGACGAAAAAAUGUUUUCCUAUUUGGUUGUUCAACAUCAGGAUCUUGGAGUGCAGCGGAUAAGAGCAAGCUGGACAAACCACUAAUGUAUUUGAUGCUUCCACACUUGAUGCAAAAGUUUUCUCCGGCAUUCGCGUUGCCUCUUUGUUCGUUUAAAGUUGAACGAAAUAAAGAAUCUACAGCCAGGGUUGCAAUAUGGCGUCAGUUGGGCGUUUGGAGAUGCGGGAGAUGCGGGCGCGCGAUACCAGACCGGUGGGAGACCCUUUCUUCGGGCGCAGAGUGGUGACGACAAAGACACCAACAACGAUGGAGUCAUCAAUAACGACGUGUUACCGCCAGGGCAUAAGUUCACCGUACAAUCCGAAACGACGCGUCGCAUA